GGGGCGGGGCCGGGAGCUGUCUUCUUCUGAGUGCGGAGCUGCCUGAGAAGCGCUUACCUCUCCAGGCUGUGCGGACAGAUGGCUGCUGCCGGCGGGGCUCCGAGAGUGCUGGUGUACGGCGGCAGAGGGGCCCUGGGCUCCCGCUGUGUGGACUACUUCAAGUCCAAGAACUGGUGGGUGGCAUCCAUAGAUGUAGCAGAAAAUGCAGCGGCAAAUGCCAAUGUUGUUGUCAGACUGUCGGAUUCUUUCACGGAGCAGUCAGAAGAGGUCACCUCAGCCGUGGACCAGAUUCUCGGUGGACAGAAAGUGGACGCAAUCCUAUGUGUAGCCGGAGGCUGGGCAGGGGGCUCUGCGAAAGCAAAAUCUUUUUAUAAGAACUGUGAUCUCAUGUGGAAACAGAGCGUGUGGACGUCAACCAUUUCCAGCCACCUCGCUACCAAGUAUCUGAAGGAGGGUGGCCUGCUGACCUUAUCCGGAGCGAAUGCUGGGCUGUCCGCUACUCCUGGAAUGAUUGCCUAUGGCAUGGCGAAGGCAGCAGUACACCAACUCUGCCAGAGCCUUGGCGGGGACAAGAGCGGAUUGCCAGUGAAUUCUGCUGCUGUAGCCAUCCUGCCUGUUACCUUGGAUACACCAGCGAACAGAGCCUCCAUGCCUGAUGCAGACUUCUCAUCCUGGACACCAUUAGAUGUUAUUGCUGAGACAUUUUUUAACUGGACUUCUGGGAAGAACAGGCCCAAGUCUGGCAGCCUUAUACAAGUGAUCACUGAAAAGGGGAAAACGGAGCUUGUACCAGCGCAGCUGUAAUAGAAGAGCGCUGAGUAUGUGAUCUGUGACCUGCACGUCCCGUUACGGUUCCAGUGCUGCCGUCUCCACUAUCCCUUUAAGUACAGUCACAAUUUAUUUGUUAAACCUAUUUGUAUUAAAGGCUUAGUAUGGAUUUAUGAUAACUUUCUGGACAUAAUGUUUCUGUGGUCAAUUAAAGGCAGACAUGAUACCUUUUACACUACGUCACA
Molecule: messenger RNA, 1013 nt
Organism: Bufo bufo (common toad)
Lineage: Eukaryota; Metazoa; Chordata; Amphibia; Anura; Bufonidae
Gene: QDPR
Product: quinoid dihydropteridine reductase
Exons: 7
Coding region: 79-804 (241 amino acids)
Biological process (GO): L-phenylalanine catabolic process; tetrahydrobiopterin biosynthetic process
Cellular component (GO): cytoplasm
Molecular function (GO): NADH binding; 6,7-dihydropteridine reductase activity; NADPH binding
Source: RefSeq, a predicted model, not a curated record